This is a messenger RNA of Fusarium venenatum, 519 nucleotides long. Its product is annotated as WSC domain-containing protein. The record is from RefSeq and is a predicted model, not a curated record. Gene Ontology annotation, cellular component: plasma membrane. NCBI's taxonomy places the organism in Eukaryota, Fungi, Ascomycota, Sordariomycetes, Hypocreales, Nectriaceae.
AUGAUGGGAACUCUUUACAUUACUGCAAUAUUAUUGUCUAUCGUCUCGUCAGUUACAUCGCAAGACUCCUCCAGCACUAACACGCCGCAACCAAGAAUCUAUCGAGGAUCGGGCGACUAUAAAUACUAUGGCUGCUACAACGAGACGACGCAGAUUCAAGACUCCGCCGAAGAUCGCGCUCUUGCCGAUGGCACCCACCUCGUCAAAGCCGGAAAGAUGACAGUACCCGUGUGCCUCGAAUUUUGUACUUCAAACGGAACACAAUACAAAUAUGCCGGUCUGGAGUGGUCACGGGAAUGCUGGUGUUCUCCAUACUUGUCAAGUCUUUCAGCAAAACUCAGCGAUGAUGAUUGCGAGAACCCAUGCGAGGGCAACUCAUCUCAAGUUUGUGGAGGACCACUCAGGCUGAGUGUCUAUCAACUCUCCGAGGGAGAUGCCUCAAAUCGAGGAGUUAUGCUUUCGGUACCAGGAGCCAUAUUUGGUCUCUCCAUCAUGGCAUUAUCCAUGUUGCCAUUGUGA